This is a messenger RNA of Rhinolophus ferrumequinum (greater horseshoe bat), 1063 nucleotides long. RefSeq names its product HLA class II histocompatibility antigen, DP alpha 1 chain. The record is from RefSeq and is a predicted model, not a curated record. Gene Ontology annotation, molecular function: MHC class II protein complex binding. Gene Ontology annotation, cellular component: membrane; MHC class II protein complex. Bases 112 to 945 code for a protein of 277 amino acids. Lineage: Eukaryota; Metazoa; Chordata; Mammalia; Chiroptera; Rhinolophidae. The transcript has 5 exons. Gene Ontology annotation, biological process: immunoglobulin production involved in immunoglobulin-mediated immune response; immune response; antigen processing and presentation of exogenous peptide antigen via MHC class II.
CACCUCCACCCCUCCUCCCUCCACGGGUACGGAACUAAGUCCAGGAUUUAUCCCCCUCCUCUGCUCUGCCUUGUUUACUCCUCAGUGUCUGGCUCACGGCAGCCACUGCAGAUGCCACCUGAAGACAGAAGGAGCCAGACCAGAGUCAUGAUCCUGAGGGCCAUCACCCUGGCUGCCCUGCUGAGUCCCCAUGGCACUGGGGCCAUCAGGGUCCAUGUGUCAACCUAUGCCGAGUUUGUCCAGACAUACAGACCCUCUGGGGAGUACAUGUUUGAAUUUGAUGGGGACGAGCAGUUCUAUGUGGACCUGGAUAAGAAGGAGACCGUUUGGCACCUGCCGGAGUUUAUUCAUGCCUUUGACUAUGAUGCUCGGAGGGGUAUUGCUGACAUUGUCAUGGCGAGGAAGAACUUGAACACCUUGAUCCAACGGUCCAACCACACCAGGGCCACAAGUGAGCCCCCUGAGGUGACUGUGUUUUCCAAGGAGCCUGUGGAGCUGGGUCAGCCCAACACUCUCAUCUGCCACGUGGACAAGUUCUUCCCACCCGUGCUCAAUGUCACAUGGCUGCGCAAUGGGCAGACGGUAACCGAAGGGGUGGCUGAAACCAUCUUCCUGCCUAGCACAGAAUUCAGAUUCCACAAGUUCCACUACCUGACCUUCCUUCCCACGGCCGAUGAUGUCUACGACUGCCGGGUGGAACACUGGGGCCUGGACGAGCCGCUCCUCAGGCACUGGGAGGCCCAGGAGCCGAUCCAGGUGCCUGAGAUGAUGGAGACUGUGGUCUGUGCCCUGGGCCUGGUGGUAGGCCUGGCAGGAAUCGUCACUGGCACCAUCAUCCUGAAGACCAGGCGACCUGACACCAUUUGUGGGUGCAGGGGCCCCUGUGACAAGCUUUCCGUGACAGAAGAGGACAUAGGGGAGAACCCAGGGUCAGGUCUACUUUAAAGCUUGAAUCCCUUUGAAUCUCUGCUCAACACCCCAAAACCCCUCUAAUUCUUGCCUGUAUGUGAUCCUACUCACACGUAGCAACUUGCAAAGCCCUGACACAUAGAAAGUGCGCAUU